UACUCCUCAUCUCUACUUAUAGAUAAUCUCCUUGAGCUUUACUAGAGAAAUUAUAUUCCUAGCCAACUUUCUUCAUAUAGCUGCUACAUGCUCUUGCAAAACCUACAGAAAUCUCGAUGGCUAUAGUUUCUGCACAUACCUUGUCAUUUGAGAGUAUCAACAAUCAUCGUGAUGCCUCCUUCUCCUCUUACUUGCAUGAUGAUGAGGGAAUUUUAGCGCUUAGUCAUUCAGAGUCCAAUCAAAACAUCACUUCUAUAAUCUCGAACUCACAUGAGCUAAUGUUUGCUGCCACAAAAGUUAUUGAAGAUAAAGAAAUCGGAGUCUUCUCUGCAGAGAAAUACUUCAAAGGGGACAUGGACGAUGAUGGAGAUCCAAAGACUACAGAUUCGAGCUCUAAAAUUUGCCAGCGUGAGAAAGAGAUGUCGGUGAACAUAGACCCUGUGAAACCAAAGGUCCAGCCUAGAACUCCAAGUGUUCGCUCUUCAUCAAGCUACAAUAGCCAAACUGUGCUCCUGCCAACAAAUCAUCAGAGCAAAAACAUGACAAAAGCCUUUUGCAAAAGUUUCUUAUCUAGCCUUAGUUGCAAGUGCUCGUGCAGUGAAAAGAAUUCGGUUGUGAUUGAUGACCGGGUUGUAGAAAGCAAGAAUCAAAGCAAAACACUUGUUGAACAGACUAUCAGAGCUGGCGAAUCAGAUCAAAAGAACAAGGCCCCAACCAGAAAAUGGUCUGAUCAAGAAAAGAUGCCCAACAAGAAGUUUGAUAAGAUGGAAUUUCAGACUAGCAGAGAAGAGUGUUUUAUCUUCCCAGGCUUGAACCCCAAGAAAGGAAGCUCGGCAGCCACAGUGGAGUCACCAGGAGAAGAUAACGCAAAAAGAAAAUCACUUGAGGUAUUUGGUUCUCCAAGAACACCAAUCACCAAUCAAGUGAAUAAAUCUUUAAGUUUUGGAAGAAAAGCAACCAUGUUUAGUUGGGAUCUGGUCAGUCCACAAUUAGACAAAACAGGAAUUCUCAAAAAUCAAGAUGUACUAAGCGAUGACUAUGAAAGUGAUGCGAGUUCUGAGUUGUUUGAAAUAGAAAGCUUCUCAACAAAAAGCAACUCUCUUUUAGGAAUACAAACAUCAGAUGAGGCUUCCACCUGUCUUACUCCCACCAAUUGCUAUGCGCCAAGCGAAGCAAGCAUAGAAUGGAGCGUUGUCACGGCCAGUGCAGCUGAAUUUUCCAUCAUGUCUGACUCAGAAGAUCUCAGAACAGCCAACACAAAAAACCAAAACAGAAUGACUAGGUUUGCUAAAAAUGCCCCAGAGAAAGAACUGCACAAGCGGCUUCCUAACAUUCUUUCAGGUUGCAAGAGUCAGAAAGCUGUCAGAGUUGUAGGAGACGCAUACAAAACAAGUAACAAGGCCAUCCCCAUAUCUCAGGGGCGUCACAGAUUGGACCCUUCCAAACCCGUAGCAGAAUUUCAGGCAGAGACUAAGCUAACUGGAUUUAAUUCGAGGCUCGGGAACAAUGCCUUCAACACACGCGUGGUAUCUCCAGCGGACAAAUCACAUCUCUUGUAUAUCAAGUAAUAAUCAGGAAUCACUUUGCUGUUGCAUGUAAUGUUAUAACUAUUGCACA
Molecule: messenger RNA, 1617 nt
Organism: Daucus carota subsp. sativus
Lineage: Eukaryota; Viridiplantae; Streptophyta; Magnoliopsida; Apiales; Apiaceae
Product: protein PHYTOCHROME KINASE SUBSTRATE 1
Exons: 1
Coding region: 117-1568 (483 amino acids)
Biological process (GO): phototropism
Source: RefSeq, a predicted model, not a curated record